Messenger RNA from Perognathus longimembris pacificus (Pacific pocket mouse), 2218 nucleotides. It is a transcript of the gene Atpsckmt, whose product is annotated as ATP synthase c subunit lysine N-methyltransferase. Gene Ontology annotation, cellular component: mitochondrion. The record is from RefSeq and is a predicted model, not a curated record. Gene Ontology annotation, biological process: positive regulation of proton-transporting ATP synthase activity, rotational mechanism; peptidyl-lysine trimethylation; regulation of mitochondrial ATP synthesis coupled proton transport. Gene Ontology annotation, molecular function: protein-lysine N-methyltransferase activity. Lineage: Eukaryota; Metazoa; Chordata; Mammalia; Rodentia; Heteromyidae. Bases 338 to 1186 code for a protein of 282 amino acids. The transcript is spliced from 6 exons.
GUGUGGAAUCCUUUCAUUUCACUUUACAUAGAUUAUAAUGAAGUAUUUUGUGCUUUUUUAUUUAUUCAGAACACAGAAUUGGUUUAUGGUUAAAAUACGUAAUAGUGAAUAUUGAAAUGACAAAUUACUAUAGCUAGACUUGAAUACCCUUAAUAUAUCUUCGGGAUGAUUCCUGGACACAAAUAAAAAAACCAAUAAUUGUGAAGAAAAGAUUUCAGUCUUCUGCCAGUACUGAAUAAUGUUUCCAAAUCACUUUAGUUUUGUAAGUGGAAUUUAGAACACUAGAAGAAUCUUAUACUUGUAAUUUUUGUUUUCAGCUGAAUUGGCCUUUAAAAGUAUGGAUUUGUUAGAAUUGCAUGAAAAGGGGCUGUCGAUUGGCUCAGGGGCAGAGCACUUACCUAGCAUGUGCAAGGCACUGAAUUUGAUUCCCACUACCAGAGGGGGAGAGAAAGGUAGGAAAAAAAAAUGCAGCCUUGGGUUUCAGAUGUGUGGCUACAUGCCCUUCUUUUUUGCUUUCAAUAUAGGUGCAGCUACCCCAGAAAUGCCCCAAGAAGAAGGGCCACCGAGACUUCCUCCUGAUAGUCUGGAAGUGGAAGGCCACAGUUUGAAGAGAAGCAAGUGGGGUGUUUUAUUUACUGGGAUUGUGGGUGGGGCCCUAGUAGCCGUGUAUGCCGGAGCCACGCCGUUUAUCGCACCAGCCCUCCGAAAAGUUUGUUUGCCUUUCGUACCUGCGACGUCGAAGCAGAUUGAGAAUGUUGUGAGGAUGCUGGGGCACAGAAGAGGCUCCCUGGUAGACAUCGGCAGCGGCGAUGGACGCAUUGUGAUAGCGGCAGCCAAGGAAGGCUUCACAGCUGUUGGUUAUGAAUUAAAUCCCUGGCUAGUUUGGUACUCCAGAUACCGCGCCUGGCGAGAAGGUGUGCAUGGUUCUGCCAAGUUUUACAUUUCCGACCUGUGGAAGGUUUCCUUUUCACAGUACUCAAACGUGGUUAUUUUUGGCGUGCCCCAGAUGAUGCUGCAGUUGGAGAAGAAACUUGAACUUGAACUUGAGGAUGAUGCACGAGUCAUCGCUUGCCGGUUCCCGUUCCCUCACUGGACACCGGACCACAUCACUGGAGAGGGGACAGACACUGUGUGGGCCUAUGAUGUCGGCACUUUUCGAGGAAGGGGAAAGAGCCUUGAAAAUUGAGCACCUCCAGUUGGUCGUUCAGAUAGAAGCUUCACUCAAAGUCUUUUUCUGAGUAAAGAUUUCAUAGACACUUACAGCUCUGUCUUUAGCUAAAGAUACUUACUUACAGCUGUUAACAGCUGUCAAUGAACAUAUCUUGCUUUGAUGUGGGAUGCAGAUCACUAUUCUUUCUAUAGCUUUUGGAGAAAACAGAAGUUAAGAAAACGAGUGGACUUAAAAUCUAUUUUUCUUGGAAUAUGUGCUGUCUUUUCAUACACUGGAAUGCAUGAAAAUGUAAAUAAAUGCAAGCCCUGUUGAUGGAUCAGAAAAUGUCGACAGCUUUAUACAUUAUAAACAGUAUGGUUUAAUACUACAGAUAAGGACAAAUGGUUUUUAAAUAGAGUAUGUAUUAGCAAAAGGUUUGCUCUUUCCUGCAGCUUCAUACGUAAGAUUGAUCUCUUUUCUAUACUUUAUUGCAAAACUAAUUUUCUAAAGGACUCAGAGCUAUUUACAUUUUAUAUUUGUAAGGAAUAAUUAGCCCCAGGGCUAGAUUACUGUUUAAUUGAAGAUACGUACAUGUAUACAAGUACAUGUGUGUGCAUGAGUAUGUAUAAACAUAUACCCAUUCUAAUGUUUCUGCAAUUGGUGUACCUUCUUUCACUUGCACUGUGGAAUAAUUGGCAAGGGUUUAAUAACAAAAUACUGAUUGUGAGCUUCCUGGGGUGCCUGAACUGGGUUCAGAUCUCUGCACUGUCCUCAUUGGGAGGCCUUGCACAAAGAAUUACUCUGAGCCGUGAUUUACUGCAUAUCUCUGCCACCAGGGAUAAUGACUCACAGAAAUUUGUACAGCUCACAGCACAUAGUCUUUGGUUCAGUAAGUGGUAUUUGGUAUUUAUUAUGUUAGACACUAAGGAAAAGCUUAUUCAUAGAACUUGCAGAUUUUUUUUUUUUUUUGGUACUGGUACUGGGCCUUGAACCUGAGGCCCUGUCCCUUAGCUUUUUAGCUGAAGGCUGGUUCUCUACCACUUGAGACAUAGCUCAACUCCUGGCUUU